Myzus persicae (green peach aphid) is the source of this 2136-nucleotide messenger RNA. RefSeq names its product transcription factor AP-4 (gene crp). Gene Ontology annotation, molecular function: protein dimerization activity; RNA polymerase II cis-regulatory region sequence-specific DNA binding; DNA-binding transcription factor activity, RNA polymerase II-specific. The transcript has 7 exons. Gene Ontology annotation, cellular component: nucleus. The record is from RefSeq and is a predicted model, not a curated record. Gene Ontology annotation, biological process: regulation of transcription by RNA polymerase II. NCBI's taxonomy places the organism in Eukaryota, Metazoa, Arthropoda, Insecta, Hemiptera, Aphididae. Bases 429 to 1667 code for a protein of 412 amino acids.
GCGCAGCGGACAGCUGUUUCCCGCCAUAACGCAGUUCAUUGUGUUGGCGUACGUACGUGCAUCGGUUACGCGCGCGCGCCAUUUUUUUUCUCGCCAGCUCCCCGUUGCCGGGCAAACCGCCGCCGUCGCCGUACGAACGCCCCGCCGACGAAACCGCGCGCAACCCGACGGGAAUUUCGCUUCGUCCGCCAGGCGACAAUCACAGGGAUAUAAUUAUAACAAUAAUAUUUAAUUAUAUAAUAUCGUCGAACGUCGAAUAAUUACAGUUCGUGCGAGUGCUGUCGUUUGGAGAGGAAAAAAAAACAAGGGGGACUUCAGUUUGUUCUGACCGUGCGCUACCUCCUCGCUAAAACAAACCGCCACCCAUCGGGUUCGCCAUCGCCGUAGUCUCGCGCGCGACCAACGUCGGGCCGACGUUCGCACGUACCAUGGACACGGCUAUAACGAUCAGAUCGGAAGACCGGUUCGACGAUUUGCAGCACUACGACCACGAGGACUUAAACUAUUGCAGUCUGACAAACGCGUCUGAGGAAGGUGUGGAUUCGCCUCCGACGGGACUUACACCCAUCGUGGUUGGCCACAGGACACCCCAGAUGAGCGUCACCAUGGAGCACGAGAAGCGGAUGCGCCGGGAGAUAGCCAACUCCAACGAAAGACGACGAAUGCAGUCGAUAAACGCGGGUUUCCAGAACCUACGGACGCUCAUACCACACCACGAGGGCGAGAAACUCAGCAAGGCUGCAAUCUUACAGCACACGGCCGACUAUAUAUACCAGCUGGAGCAGGAGAAGACGAGACUUCUGUCGCAAAACUGUCAGCUGAAGCGGCUAGUGAGCAAGCAAGAGGGCGAGCUGUUGAGCACGGCCAGCGUGCACAAGAAACGUAAAAUCGACGACUCCACCGGUGUGGUGAUUUUGAACACUAACGUUGACGGUGAUCAUCGCAGCGGCGCGUUAUCUCCUGAUAAUAUCCAAGUGAUCGGCACCUCAUCAGGUUUAGAAGACGGAGGACUGAUGAUCGACGAGGUAGCCGAAUUAAGAGCUCAAUUAGAACGAGAGCAAAGUUUACGUGUAGAGUUAGAAGAGCAAGUGAAAGUGUAUUCAGCCCGUUUAGGCGAAGUGUUUGUGGACCCAAAAUCUACCACAGACAACACCCAGACUACCAUCCAAUACCAUCAUAAUACAAACACGUGUGUGGUUGGCGAGGAAGCUGGUAUGGAGAUUAUCGAAGUGAACGAGUCUGACAAUCUGGUAAUCCAGCGAGAGCCAGAAGAAGAUAUUCCACUGGUUAAGACUGAGAUCACCGAUGCACCUGAAGAUGAUCGAUUGAAUCCAGUCAAAGAAGAGCCAGUUCCACAGCAGCAGCAAGUACUGCCGUCCGCGCGUGUUUACCUCACCAGUACCUCCAGACAAAAUUUGGAGACUAUUGUCGAAGCGAUUAGACACCUAGAGGGUGAUCACCUUUUUAGUGAUGAUCAUCAGGAAGCACCCCUUGCGCUGACCAAACACGCGGCGACUAGCAAUCAGAAAUUGCUGAAGGUGGAAAUGAAUCCUUUCCUCCAGUUCCACAGUGGUUCUCAGACUCCUCAGGGUACAACGGUGGUAACAUCAAAUAGUCCCGUACGGCCGUCCAGACCUGGUGUUAUUGUUGGCAAACAAGCUUCGUGACUUCAUUAAUAAAGGUGGUUGUACAGUUUAUGUUACUACCAACCCUCAUUUCUCUUCAAUAUCUUCUUAAAAAAAAUUCUGAAACACUAUCUUGUAUAAGAAAGUUUAUACUGUUUCAGAUUUCUAUACAAUUUCCCGAUACAUGUUAUAUGUUAUUAUACUCAAUUGGAUAUGACUUAUGUUUAUACAUAUUUAAUACAUUUAUGUUAAUGAACAUUUUACUAUUGUAAAUACUAAUUAGAAUAUUUACAAACAUAUUAGUUCUCAUGAUGCCACAAGUGAAUACCGUUUAUACAAUAAUGUUUUGGGCUUCUUAUAUUAAAUGUGUCUGAUAGCAAAUUACAAUGUUUUAAUAUAAAUUGUUUGACAAAUAAUAGCUAUUAGCUAUUAUUAUAAUUAUGUUCAAUGUUUAAAGAUUUUGACUACCAAUUGUGUUUCCAUAAGUCAUUUUUCUUUUACAUUUAUUCUA